Symbiodinium necroappetens is the source of this 656-nucleotide messenger RNA. The record is from the annotation of a GenBank genome assembly. Lineage: Eukaryota; Dinophyceae; Suessiales; Symbiodiniaceae.
GAUAACACCGAAGACUUGGAUGGCAAGCCGCAGUUGAUCCAGGCUUUGCAGAAUGUGUUUUACAAGAUGCAGUUGUCCGACCAGGCAGUGAACUGCAAGGAGCUCAUGAAGUCUUUUGGGUGGGAUACGAUGGAUGCAUUCACCCAGCACGAUGCGCAGGAGUUGAAUCGAAUUCUGUGCGAUCGGCUGGAGGAGAGGAUGAAGAACACUCCUUCGGAUGGAUCCAUCAAGCGACUCUUUGAAGGUGAGAUGGAGAACUAUAUUGAGUGUAUGGACGUGGACUACAAGUCUCGACGCAAUGAAACUUUUUACGACAUACAGCUGACCAUCAAGUCUCAAAGGGGCCAGGAACUGCAGAACAUCGCUGAGUCUCUUCACGAUUUCACGGCAGAGGAGACGCUGGAAGGCGACAAUGCAUACGAGGCCGAGGGCUAUGGAAAGCAACGUGCAAAGAAGGGCAUUCGUUUUCUCAGGUUCCCACCAGUGUUGAACCUGCAGCUGAAACGCUUCCACUUUGACCUGGAGAAAAUGGACAUGGUGAAACUGAAUUCCCGCUUCGAAUUCCCACGCAAGCUCGACCUCAGCCCCUUCAUGCCAGAUGCAGGCAGAUACAACCUAUUCGCAGUUGUGGUCCACAAUGGGGAUGUCAACAGCGG